Messenger RNA from Populus nigra (black poplar), 804 nucleotides. RefSeq names its product protein cornichon homolog 4-like. Lineage: Eukaryota; Viridiplantae; Streptophyta; Magnoliopsida; Malpighiales; Salicaceae. The coding region runs from base 216 to 632 and encodes 138 amino acids. The transcript is spliced from 4 exons. The record is from RefSeq and is a predicted model, not a curated record. Gene Ontology annotation, biological process: vesicle-mediated transport.
AUUUAUAAACCCAGCCCAGAAAAAGAAAGAAAGAGUUAGAAUCCUAAUUAUAGAAUCAAAGAAAAGCGAACAAGAAAAGAAUUGUUGCAUUUUAGAGUCUUAGACAGAACGAAAACCAACGCAAUCACUUAGCUGUGCCUCUUUCUGACCUAACAAAAAUUUGAAACAGAGUUAAAAGGGAAGAGAGGAAAAGAUUUAAGGGUAGGGUAAGGAGCAUGGGAGAUCUCUUUGUAUGGUUGAUAUCCUUCUUCAUCCUUAUUUCCUUAAUUGUUAUCAUCAUCUUUCAGCUGAUGGCCUUGGCGGAUCUGGAGUUUGAUUACAUCAAUCCUUACGAUUCCUCAUCUAGGAUAAAUAAAGUGAUUUUGCCAGAGUAUAUAACAGAAGGGGUUUUGUGCUUAUUUUUUCUUGUUACAGGGCACUGGUGUAUGUCACUUUUGUGUGUUCCAUACCUUUAUUACAACGCGAGGCUUUACACACGAAGACAGCAUCUGGUAGAUGUGACCGAGAUAUUCAACAUGCUCAAUUGGGAAAAGAAACAACGACUUUUCAAACUAGGCUAUCUCAUUGUUCUCCUGUUUCUUUCAAUUUUCUGGAUGAUUUUGACCGCCUUGGAGGACAGUGAUUAUGAUUAGUUGGGAUAAUUGCCUGCUCCAGCGAGGAAUGAAAUGGAGAUACUGGGUACCGUAAACUGCUCCCUUGUGCAAACUAAGGGGCCUGUUGUAACUGAUAUAGUUCCAGUUCUAGGACUGUAAGAAUGCUGUUCAUUUAUUGAAUAACAUUUGAGGUUCCACUGCUUUUGGCUAA